GGAGAGAGUUGUGAAACCAGUCACUCACUGUGUGAACCUCCCGGCAGGAUGACCUCAGAACAGAAGUUCCUAGAAGCCCAGGAGCUAGUAAAGACUCUCACAGAAAGACCAACUGAUGAAGAAUUCCUUGAACUUUACUCUCUCUUCAAACAAGGAACUUUUGGAGACAACACUACAGAUAAGCCCGGUUUUCUGGAUUUGAAAGGAAAAUACAAGUGGGAAUAUUGGAACAAGAAGAAAGGAAUGGCUAAGGAAACAGCUCAAGAACAAUAUGUUGCUUUCGUACAAACACUGCUAGAAAAAUACGCACACACGUGACGAUCUACUAGUUAAAAUUGUUUGAUUAUAAUUGUUGCUUACCUUAGUUUAGUUUAUUGUUAAUGUUUAUGUUAGUAUUUUUCUCUUUUUUAUAUGUUUUUAUACUUUUAUAUUGCACCACCAAACAAUAAAAAAAAAAAGAUUUGUUGAUGAAAAUUGUGUUGACACAAUAGUUCAACUACAACAUAUUUGUUGUAGGUUUAAUGAUGUUUUACAAAGAUAUAAAUGACUUGCCAACAAUGUACUUCAACAUUUAUUCAUAUCUAAAGUUCAAUAAAAACAAUACUGUAAUAUUUACAACUGUUAUACCUAGUAAGAGGACACAUUUUAACUCUACGUUAAGAAAUUUGUUACAAAACUAUUUACAGUAAAAACGUACAAUUUCAAAAAUAAAAUUAUAUCUACAAUAUUAUAAAAAUA
Macrosteles quadrilineatus (aster leafhopper) is the source of this 738-nucleotide messenger RNA. Its product is annotated as acyl-CoA-binding protein homolog. Gene Ontology annotation, biological process: fatty acid metabolic process. NCBI's taxonomy places the organism in Eukaryota, Metazoa, Arthropoda, Insecta, Hemiptera, Cicadellidae. The transcript is spliced from 3 exons. The record is from RefSeq and is a predicted model, not a curated record. Gene Ontology annotation, molecular function: long-chain fatty acyl-CoA binding. Bases 49 to 318 code for a protein of 89 amino acids.